Messenger RNA from Chironomus riparius, 6579 nucleotides. Lineage: Eukaryota; Metazoa; Arthropoda; Insecta; Diptera; Chironomidae. The record is from the annotation of a GenBank genome assembly.
AUGUACAACAAAUACGGUGAAAAUGCAGGCAAACAAAAUACUUUUGGAAUCACCGAUAAUGAUGAAUAUAUGAGCACCAAAUCAGCAGAACAGAGCUAUAGAACAUCCAGAGAGAAUGACAGCAUAGAUUCAAAAUAUGGAUUUGAUCGUGUUAAGGAUUAUAACGAGCGAACUGGAUAUUUAAUUAACAUGCAUUCUACAGAGAUUCUUGAUCAGGAUCGUCGCUUAGUUUCUGCAUUAGAUCUGUAUUUCAUCACAAUGAAUGCAUCAAGAUUCAAGGUAUCUGUUGUCUAUCAGCCAUACUUUCUAGUUCUACCUCAACAGCAACAGAUCCAUGAAGUGCUUACGUAUCUGCAGAGAAAGUAUGGAGGCAAUGCUGCAAAAAUAGAAAUAAUUGAGAAAGAAGAUUUAGACAUGCCUAAUCAUUUGAUUGGAAUUAAGCAUCAAGUCAUCAAAAUGUCAUUUUACAAUACAACAGUCAUGAAUAAGAUUCGUUUAGAAAUCAAUCGUUCUGUGAAGAAGAAUAAGGAACGAGAAAAGAGCAAUACUUUCUAUAUGAAGAUGCUAUCAAUGUCAUUAACUGGAAAUGCCUCAACAGAAGCAAAUCAAGACUUUCUAGACUUUAUUAUGGAUAUUCGUGAGCAUGACGUUCCUUAUCAUGUCCGCGUUUCAAUUGAUUUACAGAUAUUUUGUGGAUUAUGGUACAAUAUUAAAUGUAAAGGAGGCUCAGAAUUGCCAUCUAUUACUCAACGUCCUGAUAUCCUCGAUCGACCUGAUCCAAUUGUUUUAGCCUAUGAUAUUGAGACAACAAAAUUGCCUUUAAAGUUCCCAGACGCACAAACUGAUCAAAUUAUGAUGAUUUCCUACAUGAUUGAUGGACAAGGAUAUUUAAUCACAAAUCGUGAAAUUGUCUCGAAAGAUGUUGAUGAUUUUGAAUACACACCAAAGCCUGAAUUUGAAGGACUUUUCAUAGUUUUUAAUGAGCCAAAUGAAUUGGGAUUAAUUCAGCGAUUCUUUGAUCACAUUUUAGAAGUUCGUCCACACAUUAUGGUUAGCUAUAAUGGUGACUUUUUCGAUUGGCCUUUCGUAGAGACUCGUGCUGCAUUUUAUGAUUUAGACAUGAAAAGAGAAAUUGGAUAUAGUAAGAAUCGUGAUGGAAAUUAUAUCUCAAGACCAAGCAUGCAUAUGGAUUGUUUUUGCUGGGUAAAACGAGAUUCUUAUUUGCCUGUUGGUUCGCAAGGCUUAAAGGCUGUAGCCAAAUCAAAACUUGGUUAUAAUCCAGUCGAACUUGAUCCCGAAGAAAUGUGCAAAAAGGCUGUUGAAUCUCCACAGGAACUUGCUAGUUACUCAGUUUCUGAUGCUGUUGCUACUUACUAUUUAUACAUGAAGUAUGUCCAUCCUUUUAUAUUUGCCUUAGCAACAAUCAUUCCAAUGGAACCAGACGAAGUUUUGCGUAAAGGAUCUGGUACACUUUGUGAAUCGUUACUGAUGAAGGAAGCUUUUCAUGCUAAUAUAAUCUUUCCAAAUAAGGAACAAGCAGAAUUAAAUAAAUUAACAGAUGAUGGUCAUGUGCUUGAUACUGAAACUUAUGUUGGUGGACAUGUAGAAGCACUUGAAUCUGGCGUGUUUCGUGCUGAUCUUCCUUAUCGUUUUCGACUUGACUGUGGAAUGUUGCAGGAAUUAAAAGAUAAAGUUGGUCACGUUCUUAAACAUGCUCUAGAAGUUGAGGAAAAUAUUCCACUUUCGGAAGUUAAUAAUUUUGAUGAAGUUGUGAAGGAAAUUCAAGCAGCUUUACAAAGUUUACACGAUACACCAGUUCGAGUCGAAAAACCUGUAAUUUAUCACUUGGAUGUAGGUGCUAUGUACCCGAAUAUUAUUCUUACUAAUCGUCUCCAACCGUCGGCUAUGGUAACUGAGCAAGAUUGUGCUGCUUGUGACUUUAAUAAGCCUGAUGCUGAAUGUAAAAGAAAAAUGGAUUGGCUAUGGAGAGGUGAAAUGCUUCCAGCAACUAGAAGCGAGUUUCAACGAAUCCAGCAGCAACUAGAGACUGAAAAGUUUCCACCACUUUUUCCAGGCGGUCCAAAUCGUGCAUUUCACGAAUUAUCAAGAGAAGAUCGAGCAGCAAUUGAGAAGAAACGUUUAAGUGAUUAUUGUCGUAAAGCUUAUAAGAAAACAAAAGUCACAAAAUUAGAAACAAGAACUUCCACAAUUUGUCAGAUGGAAAACAGCUUUUAUGUAGACACAGUAAGAGCAUUUCGUGAUCGUCGUUAUGAGUAUAAAGGAUUAACAAAAGUAGCGAAAUCUGAAGUUACAAAAGCUGUAAAGUCCGGAGACGCGAGUGAAAUUAAAGCAGCUAAAGGACGUGAAAUUCUCUAUGAUUCUCUUCAGUUAGCUCACAAGUGUAUUCUUAAUUCUUUCUAUGGAUAUGUCAUGAGAAAAGGUGCUCGUUGGCACAGCAUGCAAAUGGGUGGAAUUGUAUGUCUUACUGGUUCGAAUAUUAUUACAAAGGCACGAGAAGUUAUUGAGAAAGUUGGACGUCCUUUAGAAUUAGACACUGAUGGAAUUUGGUGUAUAUUGCCUGGCACAUUUCCACAAGAUUUUGAAGUUCAAACAAAUCUGCCUAAAAAGUCUAAAAUCACAGUCAGCUACCCAAAUGCUGUUCUUAAUACAAUGGUUAAAGAUCACUUUACAAAUGAUCAAUAUCAUAAUCUUGACAAGCCAGCUGCUAAUGGACAACAACCAGAAUAUUCAAUUAAGCCUGAAAAUUCAAUUUUCUUUGAAGUUGAUGGACCUUAUCUUGCAAUGGUACUUCCAGCAGCAAAGGAAGAAGGUAAAAAGUUGAAAAAACGUUAUGCUGUAUUCAAUUUUGAUGGCUCUGUAGCUGAAUUGAAAGGAUUUGAGAUUAAAAGACGUGGAGAAUUACAGCUGAUUAAAAUCUUCCAAUCACAAGUCUUUGAAGCUUUCUUACAAGGAAAUACUUUAGAAAAGUGCUACCAAUGUGUCGCAAAAGUCGCUAAUUACUGGCUGGAUGUCUUGUACAGUAAAGGUGCAAAUAUGCCUGAUUCUGAAUUGUUUGAAUUAAUUUCUGAGAAUCGAUCAAUGUCCAAGAAACUUGAAGAAUAUGGAGCACAAAAAUCCACAUCGAUUUCGACAGCAAAAAGAUUAGCAGAAUUCUUAGGUGAUCAAAUGGUAAAAGAUGCAGGCUUAGCAUGUAAAUAUAUCAUUAGUAGAAAGCCUGAAGGUGCUCCAGUUACAGAAAGAGCUAUUCCUUUAGCAAUUUUCCAAUCUGAAUCAGCUGUUCGUCGUUUUCACAUCCGUAAGUGGCUUAAAGACUCAACAAUUGAUGGCGAUGUAGAUAUUCGUGAUAUUCUCGAUUGGAAUUACUAUAUUGAACGAAUUGGCGGUACUAUACAGAAGAUUAUUACAAUUCCUGCUGCAUUACAAGGAGUUGCUAAUCCAGUUCCUCGUGUCCAACAUCCAGACUGGCUACAUAAAAAGAUUCUUGAGAAAAAUGAUGCAUUUAAACAGCGUCGAAUCAAUGAAAUGUUUAAAUCAGCACCAAAACCAGUAUCGAAAGUUCGUGACAUUGAAGAUUCUGUUGGCAGUUCCUCUCAUUCACCUCAUGUUCCAGUUGUGACUACAAGAAAGAGAACAAGAGCUGAAGAAAGUCCAGAAAUACAACCUAAAACAUGGCGUGAAGCUUUAGGAAGUCCACCAAGUAUGGGAACAACAAAAGAUGAGCUUGUUGAGUGGAUUAAGUUCCAAAAGAAAAAGUGGAAGUUCCAAUUAGAGCAAAGAAAGAAAUUACGUGGUGAUAAUAGCAAUAAAAGAACCAAACACGAUGAAGUUCCACUUGUUGAUUCCGUCCAAAAAGGUCCAAUGCAAAGUUUAGGUGGAUUCCUUAAAAGAACACAAAGAAAUUUGAUAGAAAUGACAUGGCAAAUUAUACAAAUUGUUCCAAUUGAUCAGGAUGGACAUUACAAUUUGUGGGCUAUUAUUGGCGAUGAUUUACAAAAGAUUAAGCUUGAAAUACCGAGAAUCUUUUAUGUCAAUCAACGAACGCCUGCACCGCCAUGUGAGGAUGAAAAUGAUAAAAUAUCAUGGAAGAAAGUUCAUCGAGUUUUGCCUCGAUCAAGGCCUUCAUAUCAUUUAUAUCAAUAUACAGUUCCUGAGAAAGUCUUUCGUGAUAAUGGACUAGGAAUGUUGGUGGAUUUAGCAGCUCCAGAUAUUGAAGGCAUUUAUGAGACACAAAUGAGUUUAGAAUUUAGAGCAUUAAUGCUUCUCGGAAGUUCUUGUGUGGUUCAACGUUCAGAAGCUAGAAAAAUUGCAAUGUCAGCGACUGGACAGCGUGAUACAUUUUCAUUAAAUCAGCUCGAACAGAAGCAACAAAUUCAAAUGCCAUAUCUCAAAAAUGGUGGAAACCUUAAGAAAAUCUUCCUUUAUCAACACACAAUCCCUUCUGCAAAGAAAAGCAUGUGGGGAUUGUUCCUUACACCAAUCAAUAAAGCUGUAAUUAUAGUACAUGACACAGUGCGAACAAAUCAGAUUCCAACUAUGAAAAAUUUGUAUGUUACUGAACGACAAGCUUACAUAACUGGAAAUGGUGAGGCUGAUGAUGAAAAAGUUCCACCCAAUGAUAUCCAGUUUGAAGUAUUUACUGAAAUUGAUUUAAAACAGGUUUAUCGUCACAUCCAGCGAGCACUAACAGGAUAUCAACAGGAAAAGAAAGGUCCCUCAAUAAUUUGUGUCCAAUCAGCAAUUCCAUUAACAACUCUUAAUCAACAUAUUCCAUCUUUAUUGGAUUUCCCACAAACUCAAAAUCACAUUAUUGAUGAUGCAUCGCUACUUGUUGGAUUAGAAUGGCAAAGAAACGGUGUCAAGUCAAUGGUUCGUCAUUAUUUGAAUCAUUUACAAGUAUUUGAUUUAAUGUUAGAACAAUGUCGAUACUUUAAUGUACCAAUUGGAAACAUGCCAUCAGAUACAGUUCUUUUUGGUGCUGAUUUGUUUUAUGCUCGACAUCUUCAAAAGCAUAAUUUUGUUUUGUGGUGGUCAGCAAGUCAUCGACCAGACUUGGGAGGUUCUGAAACUGAUGACAAUACUUUACUUAGUGAAUUUGAUGAUAAUCGAUUGAUUCAGCAGAAUAAAGCAGGAUUCUAUCCAAAUGUAUGUGUAGAAUUAACAAUUGACAGCUUGGCUGUGUCUGCUUUACUUCAAAGUCAUCGAAUUCAGGAAAUGGAAGGUGCAAAUGCAGCAAUAACAUUCGAUAAUAUUCCACAAGCAUCACUCAAUGACAUGAUUACAAAUCCAAAUUUACUGCAAAUGCUGCCAAGUUACGAUGAAACUGCUUUAUGUUCAGCACAAUUUCGUGUCAUGAGAUCUUUAGUUGGUGGAUGGCUGAGAGAAGUCACAAUGAAUAGAAAUGUUUACAGUGAUUUUCAAAUUGUUCAUUUCUAUCGUUGGAUUCGUUCGUCAAGCUCAUUACUUUAUGAUCCAGCAUUAAGACGAUCUUUAAAUACAUUGAUGAAAAAACUGUUCCUUCAAAUUAUCGCAGAAUUUAAAGUUCUUGGCGUUGAUGUCCUUUAUGCUGAUUUCACAAAAAUUAUUGUUCAUAGUGGCAAGAAAUCAAUUGUUGAUGGAAUCAGCUAUGCUGACUACAUUUGUCAAAGUAUCAGAAAUAAGGAGUUGUUCCAUUCUGUUCAUUUGUCUUAUCAGCAAUGCUGGAACUUUUUAUUGUGGAUGGAUGUUUUUAAUUUCUCAGGCUUGAAAGGAAAAGUGCCGAUGGAAUUGACUGGAGAAACUGAAAGCGAAAUUCUCGACGAAGACGAAGAAUUAUCACUGGAAAUGAAUUGGAAUAUUUGCGAAAUGCUACCUGAUGAGCAAAAUUGUCAAGAGAAGCUAGAGAGUUUCCUUACAGUGUAUAUUGAGCAGCUUGCAGACGGCGUUGAUCCAUCGAAGGCUAUAAAAAUGCUGUCUCAUCAUGCUUACGAUAUUGUCAUGAAAAUGCAUCAAAGUUCUGGAAGAUCACAAGACGGACCAGCGACUGAAUUCAUUAAAGCACUUUGUAAGAUUUUAGAGAUUGAUCCAACAGUAAAUGAGGAACUAGAUCAACUGAGAAAGAAUAUGUUGAGACUUGUUGGACUUGGAGAGUUCUCAGAUAAGGCAAUUUGGCAAGAAAAAGGAAAAUCGUACAUUUUAUCGGAAGUAAUUUGUCAGGCAUGCAAUCAUUGCCGUGAUUUGGAUUUAUUAAAGGAUAAACAUCGUGCAAUGAAAGAUGGAAUUCCAGUAUGGCUUUGUGCUCAAUGUUCAGUCAGUUAUGAUACAGAAGAUAUUGAAAGUCGAUUAAUUGAUGUCCUGAAUCGUAAAUUAAUGUCAUAUACUCUACAAGAUCUUCAAUGUACUAGAUGUAAGGAAAUUAAGCAAGAUAAUAUGUUGCAGUAUUGUCAAUGUGCUGGAAAUUAUGAGACAUUGAUUCAUCCAAGUGAGGUACAGAAACUUUUAAAGACCUUUAAUUAUGUCGCUGAUAAUUAUUCGAUGGUCCUUCUUAAAGAGUAUACAGAUACACUUUUAAACAAUAUUUAA